This is a messenger RNA of Mustela lutreola (European mink), 7785 nucleotides long. RefSeq names its product doublecortin like kinase 2 (gene DCLK2). Gene Ontology annotation, molecular function: protein kinase activity; ATP binding. Lineage: Eukaryota; Metazoa; Chordata; Mammalia; Carnivora; Mustelidae. The coding region runs from base 132 to 2483 and encodes 783 amino acids. Gene Ontology annotation, biological process: protein phosphorylation; intracellular signal transduction. The record is from RefSeq and is a predicted model, not a curated record. The transcript is spliced from 17 exons.
ACAGCCAGGUGUCCCGGCGCUCUGAGGCCCCCAGGGUCAGACGUCCCUGAGCUGGCUCUCUCAUUGACACUAGGCUACCCGGAGGCUUCGGCUGGGACGUUUUUUGUGGGGGAGCCUUCAGAGCUGCCGCGAUGGCCAGCACCAGGAGUAUUGAGCUGGAGCACUUUGAGGAACGGGACAAAAGGCCGCGACCAGGGUCGCGGAGAGGGGCGCCCAGCUCCUCGGGAGGCAGCAGCAGCUCGGGCCCCAAGGGGAACGGGCUCAUCCCUAGCCCGGCGCACAGUGCCCACUGCAGCUUCUACCGCACGCGGACCCUGCAGGCUCUGAGCUCAGAGAAGAAGGCCAAGAAGGCGCGCUUCUACCGGAAUGGGGACCGCUACUUCAAGGGCCUGGUGUUUGCCAUCUCCAGCGACCGCUUCCGGUCCUUCGACGCGCUGCUCAUAGAGCUCACUCGCUCCUUGUCGGACAACGUGAACCUGCCCCAGGGUGUCCGCACCAUCUACACCAUCGACGGCAGUCGGAAGGUCACCAGCCUGGACGAGCUGCUGGAAGGUGAGAGUUACGUGUGUGCAUCAAAUGAACCAUUUCGUAAAGUUGAUUACACCAAAAAUGUUAAUCCAAACUGGUCUGUGAACAUCAAGGGUGGGACAACACGAGCCUUGGCUGCUCCCUCCUCAGUGAAAAGUGAAGUGAAGGAAAGUAAAGAUUUCAUCAAACCCAAAUUAGUGACUGUGAUUCGAAGUGGAGUGAAGCCUAGAAAAGCGGUGCGGAUCCUUCUAAAUAAGAAGACUGCUCAUUCCUUUGAACAGGUGUUGACAGACAUCACCGAAGCCAUUAAACUAGAUUCGGGAGUGGUGAAGAGGCUCUGCACACUGGACGGAAAGCAGGUUACUUGUCUGCAAGACUUUUUUGGUGAUGACGAUGUUUUUAUUGCUUGUGGGCCUGAAAAAUUCCGUUAUGCCCAAGAUGACUUCGUCCUGGAUCAUAGUGAAUGCCGCGUCUUGAAGUCCUCUUAUUCUCGCUCCUCAGCUGUCAAGUAUUCUGGAUCUAAAAGCCCUGGGCCCUCCCGACGCAGCAAAUCCCCAGCUUCAGUAAAGAGGGGUGGACACCACUCCGGUGCCUACUCUGCAGCCAGAUCCCCAGUUAAUGGAACUCCCAGCAGCCAGCUGUCUACUCCUAAAUCAACAAAAUCUUCUAGCUCUUCUCCAACUAGCCCAGGAAGUCUCAGAGGAUUAAAGCAGAUUUCUGCACACGGCAGAUCUUCUUCCAAUGUAAAUGGUGGACCUGAACUUGGUCGUUGCAUGAGUCCUGAAGGUGUGAAUGGAAACAGGUGCUCUGAAUCAUCAACUCUUCUUGAGAAAUACAAAAUUGGGAAGGUUAUUGGUGAUGGGAAUUUUGCUGUAGUCAAAGAGUGCAUGGACAGGUCCACUGGAAAGGAAUUUGCCCUGAAGAUUAUAGACAAAGCUAAAUGUUGUGGAAAGGAGCACCUGAUUGAGAAUGAAGUGUCAAUCCUGCGCAGGGUGAAACAUCCGAAUAUCAUCAUGCUGGUUGAGGAGAUGGAAACAGCUACUGAGCUCUUUCUAGUGAUGGAACUGGUCAAAGGUGGAGAUCUCUUUGAUGCAAUUACCUCUUCAACCAAGUACACUGAGAGAGACGGCAGUGCAAUGGUGUACAACCUGGCCAACGCCCUCAGGUAUCUUCAUGGCCUGAGCAUUGUGCACAGAGACAUCAAGCCAGAGAACCUCUUGGUGUGUGAAUAUCCCGACGGAACCAAGUCCUUGAAACUAGGAGAUUUUGGGCUGGCCACUGUGGUAGAAGGUCCUUUAUAUACAGUCUGUGGCACACCGACUUAUGUGGCUCCAGAAAUAAUUGCUGAAACUGGCUAUGGCCUGAAGGUGGACAUUUGGGCAGCAGGCGUGAUUACAUACAUACUUCUCUGUGGGUUCCCACCAUUCCGGAGUGAGAACAAUCUUCAGGAGGAUCUUUUCGACCAGAUCUUGGCUGGGAAGCUGGAGUUUCCAGCCCCCUACUGGGAUAACAUCACAGACUCAGCAAAGGAAUUAAUCAGUCAGAUGCUUCAGGUAAACGUCGAAGCUCGGUGUACUGCGGGAGAAAUCCUGAGCCACCCCUGGGUGUCAGAUGAUGCCUCCCAGGAGAAUAAUAUGCAAGCUGAAGUAACAGGUAAACUCAAACAGCACUUUAAUAAUGCGCUCCCCAAACAGAACAGCACCACCACCGGGGUCUCGGUUAUCAUGAACACGGCUCUAGAUAAGGAGGGGCAGAUUUUCUGCAGCAAGCACUGUCAGGACAGCAGCCAACCUGGGAUGGAGCUGACCUCUCCAGCCCCUCCCUCAGCUGAGGAGCCUCCUGUGUCCGUGCCACCAGCCCCGGCCCCUGCCCCUCCGGAAUCACCCACACCCCCCUGCCCCCCUGCCGCUGCGGGCUGUGAGCGGGCCGGGACCUGGCGCCGCCACCGUGACUGAGCCCCGGGCAGACGGGCUGGAGCCCGCCACACCGCUGGAAAGCCCCUCUUCUGCCCGGGCUGCCGCGCAGUCCACUCGCUGAAGAGGCUUUCUCCGCUGCCUGUCCUCCAGAAGGUUGCUGGCACCCCCAAGGCCGCCGGGAGCCAGGAGCUCUGUGCCAGGGGCUGGCUUCUUUCAUACUCUGGGCUCUGCCCUCUAGUUCCUGGAGGGUCCUAUGCAGUGUUAGCCUUGGUGACAGAAAUUCAGAGAGGCUCAUUUGAAGUUGAUGGUUUUUUGUUUUUUGGGUUUUUUUUUUUUUUGGUUCAAUGGACAUUUUCAGUGUCACCAAGAGAAUGUGCAACUUUUAUCUGGGAUUUAAUGCAUUUUUAUAGAAACACUUUGGAUGAACCAAGAUCUCUCCCCUAUUUAAGUAAACUCGGAGUGUUCCUUUUUUUCUUACGAGAACUUAGAACUGCAUUUGUCCCUUUGCGGGUGUCCUGUGAGAGGUGACACGGCUCCUUCCUCUGCUGAUGGGGUUUGGAGGACUGGCUUUCUGAUGGGAGAAUUGAGCAUCCAAGAGGACAGUCUGGUCACUGGACACUAAUUCCAGACUUUGAGAAGUGCUUUCUGGUGCCUGAGGAAGCAGCCUACCAUGUAUAGCUUGGGGUGCUGGGCUUACCUGAGAUGACACUGGAUAUUUAUUUGUACACAGACCCCAGGGGAAAGUCAUUUUGUUCCCUCAACGUGUGUGUUCUCCCGCUAACUCUUCCCCCAUAUGUAUUAGGAAAUGCUAACGAAGUUGUCCUUUGGCCUUUUUCAUGAAAGGCUUGGCGCAUGCAGCUUUCCCUGGGCCAAGGUGGCUGCUUCUCAGUAAGUCGGCUUCUAGAGAGCAGGCAUCUGAGCAGCCACCAGAGUCUCCAUCACCUGUUUGUCAUCUGGAGCUGACCGGAAACAACUGAGGAAACCUGGGCCGAGGCCCAGGCAGGACUGGGGCAGGGAGGUGCUCCGCAGACAUCCUCUGUUAUUAACCUUCUGGAAGGCUGCUGGCAGUUUUUCCUUUUUUCCCACUACCCUGCCCUUUUUAAUCAUUGUACGUAAUCAGUAGAUUUGUUUUACCCACUCAUCCCCUAAACUGGUGGGCCCUGUAGUUCAUUCUAAUUGUUAGACUUUUGCCUCUUACCAGUGUACCUAACCUGCAAUAAACCCUUCUUGAGAAAAAACGCUGGGGGUGGGCAAAGGAUUGUGUGGUGGUGUCUUGCGGGGGAUGUGUGAUCAGAGCACACCGCCUUGCCCCAGGAUCUGGCAGAUGUACCCUUGUCUGGUGAGGAGGGGAGAAGAGCACAUGAAAAUGCAUCUUGGUCUAAGUGUAUUUGGUAACAGGUGCAGAAACCCACAACAAAAGCUCAGGAAUAAAUAGGGAUUAUUAGCACACAGUGGAGGAAUCCUGUGGAACCAACGGUAGGAAGGUCAGGCUCUAUAGGAAAUGGGGAGUCCGGGCAGCUGUUCCCGUGUCUCCUGUCACUGUCUCUGACUCAGAGGCUGUGUGGUCUCCUGUCGGCUGCUUUGGGUGCAUCUCGGCUCCUGGUUUCUGUUCUCUCCUAACACCUGCUCACCUACCGCUCUGGUGUAGCCCGGUGCUGCUUCUGUCCCCAGCUUCUCGAGGCUGCCCAGCUGCAGGCCUAGAGACUAUCUCCUUCAGCCCUGGAUCGCUUCAUUCACACUGGUGAAGGAUUGAGACCAUGUGCCUGUUCUCAGGUACGCGAUGAUUUCUCCCUGGGCUGGUGCUGGCUCAUGAUUCGAUCCGGAGGCCAGUUAUAAAACACAGAUGGGCUUCCCAGGCCCACAGCUGCAGCAAGUACCAGCCUCAGGAGGAGGGCAGUUUCCCAAAAGCUGUGAUGUACCGACCUAGACCCUUCUGCAUGUCUCUGUCCUCACUGAGAAGUUCAAGAGCAAGCCUUUUCACAGCUUCCAGUGGAAAUAUUUUUGUUACUGGAAGGAAAGGCCUCAUGUAAAGGAAAGAACACAGAAGUAGGGAUGGAGCAUGGCCUCUGGCAGUGAUCAGAGUCUGAAAUCCGAGCUCCUUCCAGGGACUGAAAUCCAAAGGCAUUUGCUAACAACUUAAGAAUGUAAUUGCCAAGGCAGCGGUCAUGGUCGAUAAGACGAAGGAGCAUCUUCUGUUCUGCACAUGUUCCCACCCUCUGCGUCCCCCUCACGUGGCCUGGGACUUGGGGGAGGAGGCCUGGAGACAGGAAGCGGUGUGAGCAGGUGUGACAGCUUGGCCUGGUGUUCCCUCUAGGAUUCUCGUAAUCCCACAGACACCUCGAGUGACGUGUGCUGGUAACGGAGCAAACCAAGCAGUGAGGUGACAUGAUCCAAGUCACAGGAUCGGCAGGGGACAGAGUCACCAGGCAGCUUUAUGUUCUUCCAUCUCAGUGCUCUUUGGAGGUUCCUGUCCCCAGGGUGGGGGUGGGAAGCCAGGGGGAGGUGGCCAAGACCUGGAUAUAGUGGUCAUCUGAGCAAGGAUCCUUAAUAAAGGCUCUGACUCUACAGGCAAGUUGUUCAUUUACUUGUGUGCUUGGAAAACAUCCAUUGAGUUCUGUUCUCAGAACUCAGGUUAAAUACAGGUAUAUAAUUGCUAGGUUCCUCCACUCCUGCACGGUGAGAAUAGCCUGUCCUCGUUAGGUGUUCAUUCCCUUACUCCAGCCAGGGGAUCUGCAGCUACAGAAACUGGCCUUUGAAGGGGUAGAAAAAGAGGAGCAGGGUGCCUGCCGGGCUCGACGUCUGGGCCAUGAGUCAGGCCGGGUAUCUCUUUUUUCAAAAGGCUUGCUGUAAUAUGGAAAUACAUGGAAUAUAUGGAUUGAAAACAUUCGGCAAAACUCCCCCCAAAUAUCUUCAUGGAUAUGACUGUGAAAUGGGAAUUUGAAAACAGCGAGGACAGUUCAGCACAGACCGUGUGGAAAGAGAAAAGGGUGCCGAUGUAUGGUGCUGUGGAGAAAGUUCUAGAACAGUGUGCUGCCUCCUGGAAACGUGGUGUCAAGUUCCCAUUUUCUGGUGCCACAUUGAAAAGAAAUGGGUGAAAUUAAUUUUGUAGUAUAUUUUAUUUAACUCAGUGUCUUUACAGUAUUAUUUGAACAUGCAACCAAUGUUAACAAAAUCUUGGACAUCUUUUUUUUUAAUCGUUGAAAUCUACUGUGCAUUGGCAUUUACAGCAUGUCUUUGCUUGGGAUGGGCACAUUGUGAGUGGUCGGAGCCCACGUAGCCACGCCGGCCACUGCAGCUCUAAAGAAAAACCACGGCUCUCCAUCUUUGUUGCUCUUUUUUUGUUUUGUUUGUGCCUAUGGUGUGAAUGACGGUGUAGAAAGAAUGCUUCUCCAGCCUUUACAUGGGAUGGGCUGAUUUAAAAUGACUCAGCAGGUUAGAAUGCAGAUCCAGACCCACAGUGUGAAGUCAGGGUGUGAAGGGCUGCGGUUCUGCUGACUGCGUCCUGGAUGCAUGGCAGCUCGUGGGAAAGAUCGGGGUGCAGGGAGCUGCAGCGGUCAGCGCUCAGGAGGUGCCCCCAGAGCUCCUUGCAUGUUAGCGUGACCUCACACUGCGCCAGGGCAAGGAUGUGUGGAGCGUGGGCCAGGGAAGCCCAGUCUUCCCAUGGGUGCAGAUCUGUUCGAUGGCCUCGAGGUGUGUGGUGCACAUGAGGCAACAAUCAUCUGAGGGAGGGCAGCCAGGGUAUGCGGGCUUUGAAGCCCUUGGCAGCCAAGGACUAGGGGGACAUGUAAAGGCACUAGGGAAACGAGAGGCACAUCCUUAGAUGUCUUGGCUGGUUAAAGACUUGUUCCACAGCUGAGGGUGUAGACUCACUUCUGCUUACUCUGGAUGGUGGUCGGAGGUUAGUAGGUAGGAGGCACAAAGGGUCAGGUGUGUGUGUAGAGUCUGAGACUCUUAUCGAAUGGCAGCCCAGUGACAGAAUUAGCUGCUUUCUGAAGGAGUGACAGUCUAGUCCUUGGAAGCGCUUACCUGCUAAGGCAUAACCACAGUUAUUCACGGAGUACUUCAUCCUGUAUCAUUUGGGCCACACCACGUCCCUGAGAGCAAGAGGUUAAUGGCCGCAUUCCACCAAUGAGAAAACUCAGGAGGGUCAGGAGCUCAUCCCGACUUCCUGGAGCUGGGACGUGCUGCUCCUGGUUCCCAGGGAGGCUGUCCUUAUACCUGUCCACUAGGUGGUCGGAGAUGCUUUAGAUGGGACGUCUGUGUCCUAGGUAGAGGUGGGAUGCGAUGCUGGAGACACCUGGUAAAAUGGUAGAAAACUGGGGAUUGAGGAGGUCUGAGAGGUUAUGGGGGCAGCGGGGAAGGGGGUGCCGGUUUCUGUUAGACAAAGAGAGUAGUUUCUCCAGAAGGAAGCUGGUGUGUGCAUCUUAGUCUUGGCCAGCAGAUGUGAAGUGGGCACUUUAUGAUUCGAAGACGGCUGUGGGAAGGUGCUGCCCUCACUGAAGAACUGAGGGGAAGGAAUGGGUGUAUCUGGUACACAGCCAUUUGCUUCUGCCCUGCCCUUUCCCAAACAGAACCCCCUCAUUCGUCAUUCGGGAUGGUGUGGUUGGGAAGGUUUCAACCUGGUGGGCUAAGUUUAUUGGGUUGUGAGGGUCGGGCAUCUGUGCGGAGGAUGAAGUUGGGUCUGGGGAAUGUCUUUCAAAUUGUCCAGAUUCAAAGCUGCAAAGCAGCCAGUUGCUGCCUGCCAGGUAUGAGGAAAUAACAGCUUGCCCAGCACCCCCACCCCCAACUUUUGUUUGGCAAGGAAAAAUAUUCCUGAACUUGAGACAGGAAUGUAAUUCACUUCAUGUUUCUGGCAUACGACUGCCGAGGUGUCAGAAUUCAUAGGAACAUUUGUGCACUGCCUUCUUCCCUUCUUGGAGAGCCUGGCUGUCUCCAGAAGACAGCUUGCCUAAAGGCCAGACCACGCGAAGUUUCAUUAGAAAAAUGUGAUGUCCUUUGGUUUGAGCAAUCUGCAUUUUUGGUUCAUAGCAGGGAAGGCUGGGAAUGAUGUCAGUGUCAUUAGUAAUAGGCUUGGGUUUUUAAAUAGUGAUCUUAUGACUUUGGGGGACCCAAAAUGUGCAUCAUGGACUCAACUCUUUAUAUAUAGAUUUGAUUCAUGGGGAAAAUAUAAAAGCUGUUUUGCCCACAUAUCUGAGAGGAAAUAAAAGAGACAAAAGAAAAUUUAACAAAUUUUUUUGUAUUUUGUUACUGAUUUGCUAUAUUAUGGUGUUUUCCUUCCAUUUUAUAGUGUAGGAAGUUUUUAAAAUUCUCAGCUUCCUUCUGCUACAAAAAUGGGAGUUGU